This is a messenger RNA of Drosophila eugracilis, 1675 nucleotides long. RefSeq names its product telomerase Cajal body protein 1 homolog (gene WDR79). NCBI's taxonomy places the organism in Eukaryota, Metazoa, Arthropoda, Insecta, Diptera, Drosophilidae. Gene Ontology annotation, cellular component: Cajal body. Gene Ontology annotation, biological process: Cajal body organization. The record is from RefSeq and is a predicted model, not a curated record. Gene Ontology annotation, molecular function: protein binding; RNA binding.
AACAUUCCUGGAUCAAAAUUAUUGCUGGCAUGGAAAAUGGUACCACACAAUUUAGGUAUAUUUUCUGUCCACUCGAACGGUCCCACUGGACUUGAGCGGUAAAAACAAGCAAUAUGGAAGAUUCCAUCAACUUGAGCACGAGCAUGUGUGACGGUGAGGCGUCCUUGCUGAAUCAUAACGUGAGUUUCAGCAGCACAAUGGUUACGUCCUCCCUGGAUCAUUCAGUGCCCAAACUCAGUGUGACUCUCUCAGACGCGGAGAUCCUAAGGCUGCGAUUGAGACAGCCAGUAAACGGCUCUACCUCGCUAGAUGCAACUGCGCCAUUAGAGUCCAACCAAGGAGACGGAACAUUGCAGGAGGAUGAAACGGAGAGUGAGCGGGUCAUUGACAUAGAGGACACUUUGGAGAUAACCGCAGACAAAUCGCAGGUUGGGGCUGGGGACCAGGAACCUUCCUGGGUUGCUCCUCUCGAGUACUUCGGGAGCAAAAUCGUUGAGCUUGGGCGACGUACCUGGAGCUCGUCAGCAAAGGCACAGCAAUACACGAAGGGCUGCUACUGGUCCCCGGACGGUACUUGCCUUUUGGUACCCGUCCAUUUUGACGGAAUGCACGUAAUGGAGCUGCCCACCGAUCUCUACUCAGAGCCAACGGUGCAGGAGACACGACCCCUUACCAAGCUUCAGUCGGCCGUACACGUACCUGAGGGCGGAACUGUUUACGACUGCGUCUGGUUUCCGCACAUGAAUAGCCAGCAACCGGAGACCUGCUUCUGGCUGGCCACGAGACAGCACGAGCCUAUUCACAUGUGGGACGCCUUCGACGGUUCACUGCGUUGCAGCUACAGUGGGUACGAUGCCGUGGACGAAGUCAUGGCAGCCAUUUCUUUGGCGUUCUCUCACGACGGCCAGAGGGUGUACGCGGGCUAUAAGCGGUGCAUCAAGAUCUUCAACACCAGCAGGCCUGGACGAAUAUCGGAUGAUUACCCCGUUAAGUUUGCCAUAUCGUGCAUUGCCCAGACCAGCGAACACCCCAACACUCUGACCUGUGGCAACUGGCACGGCUAUAUACAGCACUUUGAUCUGCGUUGCAGCCAGAGGCUAGGUCCACUCUUUACCCUGGGAGGGCACAAGGGCGGCAUAACACAGCUGCGUUACGGCGAGAACGGAUCCGGAGAGUGGAAUCUGUUCAGUGGAGCUCGCAAAUGUGGCAAAAUUUUGCAGUGGGACAUGCGAAACUACAAGAAACCGGUAGUUGAGUUCCAGCGUCAUGUGGACACCAAUCAGCGCGUUCAAUUCGACUUCACGCCUGACCGCCGUUGGCUUGCCAGUGGUGACACGCGUGGAGCCGUAAAUGUCUGGAAUCUCCAAGAACUCGGAGAAGCCUCCGUGCUGCCCCUGCACUCUGACUGCUGCAACGGAGUGGGCCUCAACCCAGUAAUACCAAUUCUGGCCACAAGUUCUGGGCAGUAUCACUUUACAGAUCGCAAUACCCAUAGAGACACUUUAAAGGACUCGAAAAUAGCAGAGCAAGAGACGACUGACGAUCCGAACCCCGAUCAGCUGGAAGUGAUCUACGAAAACGCAGUUAUCAUGUGGUGGUGCGGCCAAGGUGCAUCAGAAUGAACACUGCCAUAGUUGAGUAAAUAAUACAAAAGCCGUCUUUAUUUUUGAAUCGA